CGAUGUCGCUGCCGGUCGCCUCCGGCCAGUCCGCCCCGGCGCCGAAGCUCCCGAUCGGCGCCCGGAGCGCCGGGGCACCCAGCAUCGAGGAGCUGCUGUGCGCGCCGAGCCCGUCCCGUCGCCGCGCUCCGAAGCCCGCGGCCGCGGUGGGGUCCCCUGCGCGGGCGCUGCUCUCCAGCAGCCCCGGGGCUGGCGGCUCGAGCUACCGCGAGCGGCUGCGGGCCAGCGGCGUGGACGCGCUGCACCGCGUGCACAGCGGCGCCACCCCGGGCGGCAGCCCGCUGGCCUCGCCGUGCGGCUCCCCGUCGGGCAAGGGGAUGCCGCCGAUGCAGCUGUCCUUCGGGGCCGUCCCCACGCAGAUGGGCCCCGGCCACGACGCCGCGGCCAGGACGCCCCCCGUGAUGCAGCUCGAGCAGCAACUGCCCUACAGCCCCUACUGCGGCGCGCCGCAGGUCGUCACCUGGACCGACGUGAGCCCGACACCAUGGCGAGCACCAGCUUCGUCACCCCAGGUGGCUCCUCUGGCAUGGCGAGCUUCUUCGACAUGGGGCAGAGCCAGGUGGCGUCCUUCCAGGUGCCCCCCCCGCAGCAGCAGCAGCAAGUGCUCUCGUGCGAGCCGAGCCCCCAGCAGCAGGUGCCCGAUCUGAUGGCCACCGCCAUGCCCCACGCGGCCUGCUGUGCCCUCGACGGGGAGCAGAUUGCCGCGCAGCUGCGCGCUGCGGCCCCAGACAGCUACGAGGCGAUUGCGCGGGCGCUGCGCGAGGGGCAGCGGUGCCAUUGGAUCGGCGUGGAGGACAGGUUCAAGGCCACGGGGGGCGCGAUCAAGUUUCGCCGCGACAACAAGAUCUUCAGGGCGGGCUGCCUAUCGAACUGCGUACUGGCCCGCCCCGGGAUGCACGAGAGCUGCCACAACGUCGAUCCGAACAACGAGAACCACGUCUCCCACGCGAUGGUACGCCUGGCCGUCGCCUACCGCAUGUACCACACAUACAAAGACUUUCAGGCCUCCUACAGCGACGUGUACGCGUUCGAGGCCUCGACGUACAACCACCUGCUGGUGUCGCGCCGCACCGACGCGGCGGCGGGGCCUGGCGCAUCGGCGCACCUGAGGCGCGCGGCCGCACGGCCGGGGCUCGGCGGACCGAGCACGGCCCGCUCCGAGCCGGCGAACCUCCGCGCGAGCGCGGGCCGAGGCGGUUCGGAGCAGAUGAGCCCCAGCGUGCGCCACGAGGCCGAGCGCGGCACUUUGUUCAUGCGCCUCAGGGGGGCCGUUGGUCCGUGCAGGCAUCGGUCCAUGGACACGAUGGCUCAAGUUUUUUUGGCUAUGCAAGUGGCCCGCGCCACGAUCCUGGAGCUCGCGCGCGGGAUCAGCACCGGGGCGGCCCUGUGGGGCGCGACCCACCCGUGCCCGACCUGUGCACCUGUCGUGUAUUGCCCAGCGGUGCCCGCCUCGAUGUGCGUCUGCCCGACGCCCUCUCCGCUGGCGGUGGCUGGUGGCGCGCUGCUGGUGGCGCUGCUCAUCAUCGGCGCCUACCUGCUCGGUGCGCCGUGGGGGCUGCCGACCCGCGAGGUGCGGGUAGGGCACUCGCUCGGGCCGCAGGUGGCGGUGACGGACGACGCGACGGCGCUGAGGCAGCAGGACGACGUGUUCACCGCCCAGGCGGACCUGAAGAACUACUUCUACCACUUGGGCAUCUCUGAGGAGCUGUCAGAGUUCUUCGCCCUGCCGGCGAUCGACGUCAGCCUGCUUAGGGCCAGCCCGCAGUCCAAGAAAGCCGUCGGCAACGCGUACCGGCAGAAGUGCGACAGAGGUGCGCACCUUAACGAGGAUCGGGAGGAGUUCGACGCCUUCGUGCGAGCCCACGGCCGCUCGUACCGACGGGGCAGCGAUGAGUACGAGCGCCGCAAGGCGCUCUUCCGGCGCCACGCGUGGACGGUGGCGGAGCUCAACAGCGAUCCCGACCGGCACUGGGACGCGUCGGUCGGCGAGCUGGCGGACUUCACGGAGGGCGAGCUGGCCGCGCUGCGUGGCUACCGCCCCGGCGCCCGGCCCCGCGGGGCGCCGGCCCCGCUGCAGCUGCGCCAGGAGUCCCGGCCCGGGGAGGAGCUGCUGGCGCUGGACGGGCUGCCGAAGGACUGGAGCUGGAAGAAGCAUGGUCUGCAGGCCAUGCGGCACGUGGAGACGCAGGGCAGCUGUGGUAGCUGCUGGGCCUUCUCGGCCUCCACCUUGCUGAGGGCCCACACCGAGCUGUACCGCGGGGGCGACCGCAAGUUCUCCCAGCAGCAGAUCCUCAGCUGCACCCGCAACCCGCAGAAGUGCGGGGGCGGCGGCGGAUGCUCUGGCGCCACCGUCGAGCUCGCCCUGGACUACGUGCACCGCAGGGGCGGCGCCCGCGGCUCUGAGACGGGCGGCGAGAGCUUCGGGAUGACGGGCUACACCCGCCUGCCAGAGAACGAGCUGGCGCCCGUGCUGCUCGCGCUCUACCAGCGCGGGCCCGUCGGGGUGUCGGUCGCCGCGGAGACCUCCUGGAACUUCUAUGGCAGGGGCAUCCUCUACGCAUGCAGCAAGGACGCCGUCAUCAACCACGCCGUCGUCCUCGUGGGCUAUGGCGAGGACAGAGGCAAGCUCUACUGGACGCUGCAGAACUCUUGGGGCAGGCGCUGGGGCGAGGACGGCUUCUUGCGCCUGCGUCGGCACAGCCACGCAGAAGAGAGCCAGUACUGCGGAGAGGACCGGAAACCCGAGCAGGGCAGUGGCUGCAAAGGUGGGCCGAAGGCUGUGACGGUCUGCGGCUCCUGCGGCAUCCUGAACGACGCAGUGGUGCCCAAUUUCCGGAGAGCCCACGACCACGGAUCUGGGCGGAAGCAGCGCAAAAAAGAGCGGUCGCGGGAGCUCGUGGUCAUGGCCAGUUGCUUCGUCAGGGCGGGGUAUCGUGUGGCAUUGCCGGUGGAGAUCUUGUGGAGAUCCGUGGUAUGGCACCAUGUGGUAUGGCAUGGCUACGUGUGCUACGACCUGGUCUGCAACCAGGAAGCCGGCCUGGCCCGCGUCGAGGUGGAGGGCGCUCUCACCGCCGGCUUCGAGAAGCGAAACUUGGCCAGCCCGGCCGGGGGCCAGCACGCGUCUGCGGGCAUCUUCUCCGUGCGUGGCACGGUGUCCGUCGUCAGCAGCACGAACUUCUUCUCCGCGUCCCCGAUGGGAGUCCGUGGAGGUGUCGACUACUGCAGCGGAGGUGUCGUCAGGUCCGUCAACACGGCCCUUCUGCAGAAGCGUCUGGACGAGGAGGACAUCGUCAUGCUCAACGCCAUCGGGACGAGCCCAACCGGGGAAUCGUACUACGUGUCCUCGGAGCAGCUGGCCGCGACGGUGGCGCAGAAGCUGAAGGCCAUAAAGCUGGUCUACAUUACAAAGGGCCAGCGCCUCGUCGACGAGCGCGAUGGCCUCGUGAUAUGCGGCAUCCAGCUGCAGGACGCCUGCAGGCUCGUCGAGGACCUGGAGCGCAACCGCCCGCCAGGCGCGGGGCAGCCGCCGUGGUUCAAUGACUUCUACCGGCACUUGCGACUGAUCACCGAGGUGGUAUGCGGAGAGCUGGCGCUCCUCCGCCCGCACGGUCGGCCGCUGCGGGCGAUCCAGGUCCCCACAGCGGAGGCCGAUGCCAGCGGGGCGCUGGCGGGCGUUGCGGCGCGGACCCUGAAGGGCGGCCUUCGCAGCGGCGCGCGCCCGCCUCCCGAGCGGGCAGACGACAAGGAGUUCUACACCACGGACGGGAGCGGCACGGUGAUUGCGCAGGACCUCUACCAGGGCAUCGUCGGCGCCGCGCCCAGCGACGCCUACCAGAUUGCGCAGCUGCUGCGGGACGACACCGACGACACCUGGAGCGCAGAUCUCGUCGAGGCCAGCUGCUCCAACGGCGAGUUCUUCGCGUGGAAGCGCGACGAGGUGAUCCUGGGCUGCGGCCAACUGGUCCCGCUGGCGCUCGAGGGCGGCGCGGACGCCGGCAGGGCGGCCGGCCGGGCCGCGGAGCUGAGGUGCUUCUGCGUCGCCGAGAACAUGUGGGACACGCACGCCGCCGCCCUCUUCGCGUACGCCGAGCGCGCGGCCGCGGAGGGCGGCGCCGUCGCGGUGGUGGUGUACCUCGGCCCGGAGGAGGCCAAGCGGGCCGCCUGGUUCGCCUCCCGCGGCAUGCGGCCGCCUACGGCGGCGGAGGCGGCGACGCUGCCCCCGCCCGCGGGCCGCAGCCUGCUGGUGCUCCCGCUGAACGAGGGCGCCCUGCAGGAGGCCGAGCAGGAGAUCGCGGUGUUCGCCGACGAGCAGCGCAUGUGGGGCGCCACGUUCCCCUGA
Molecule: messenger RNA, 4339 nt
Organism: Prorocentrum cordatum
Lineage: Eukaryota; Dinophyceae; Prorocentrales; Prorocentraceae
Source: the annotation of a GenBank genome assembly